AUGGCGGCGGCAGUAGUUAAUGGUUGUGUAGAUACAAGUGUUGUAAAUUCAAUAAAUAAAGAAGAAUGUAAUGGAAAAGAAAAAAAGUUACUAAAUGGGAAAAUAAUUAAUCACAAAAAUGGUUACUUAAACUCCAAAAAUACCAGUAAUGGUGUCAAUAAAUCAAGGCUCGAUGAAGAGGGCCCCAGAAUUAUACCGAAGAUGGAUUGGUCAGAGUACGACACAAUGCGCGGUUCGUUCGAGAAAUGCUCGCUGCUGACGGCGGUGCUCACAAACUUGGGACUGUAUAUACUCAUGUUCCUGGGGUUCGUGAAUCAGAUACUCUUCAAGCCUAACGUCGCCACUGAGAAAAACAGAGAGGGCUACGCACCCUUAUACGAUCCAUUUGAGCAGUUCUUCUCUCGAUACGUGUACCGGCGCGUAAAGCACUGCUUCAACAGACCAAUCUGCUCGGCACCAGGCGCUGAGGUUAUUCUCAAAGAGCGUUGCAGCGAUGAUCACAACUGGACGUUCAGGUUCACAGGUUCGAAGCGGCGCUGCAUCAACCUGGGCUCUUAUAACUACCUGGGCUUCGCGGAGGGCGAGGGCGGCAGCACGCACGCCGACGUGGCUGCAGCCACGCGUCACUUCGGCCUCGCGAUGUGCUCGUCGCGCGCCGAACUCGGCGACACGGCGCUGCACCGCGAGCUCGAACACACCACGGCGAAGUUCCUCGGCGUGGAGUCGGCGAUCGUGGUGGGCAUGGGGUUCGCGACCAACACGCUGGCGCUGCCGGGGCUGCUGGGCCCGGGCGCGCUGGCGCUGAGCGACGCCAACAACCACGCGUCGCUGAUCCUGGGGCUGCGCCUGGCGCGCGCCACGGUGCGCGUGUUCCGCCACAACGACGUGCGCCACCUCGAGCAGCUGGCGCGCGCCGCGCUCGCCGAGGGCAAAUGGCGCAAGAUUGUUAUCGUAGUAGAAGGCGUGUACAGUAUGGAGGGCUCAAUCUGUCCUCUCGCGGCGCUAGUGGCGCUGAAGAAGCGGCUCGGCUUGCAGCUGUACCUGGACGAGGCUCACUCGAUAGGCGCGCUGGGGCCCCGCGGCCGGGGGGUCACGGAUUACGCGGGGGUCGACCCUAACGACGUCGACGUGCUCAUGGGCACCUUCACUAAAAGUUUUGGAGCUGCCGGCGGGUACAUCGCAGGGUCGGCGCGGCUGACGGCGUGGGUGCGCGCGCAGGGCCACGCGCACACGUACGCGCACGCCAUGGCGCCGGCGGUGGCGCAGCAGAUCGUGUGCGCCAUGCGCGCGCUCGACGCGCCCCCCGGCCGCGCGCGCAUCGCCGCGCUCAGGGACAACACGCACUACUUCCGCAACAGAUUACGCGAAAUGGGCGUGGUGACGUUCGGGCAUCACGAUUCACCCGUGGUUCCGAUGCUGGUGUACACCUUCAGCAAAAUGGCCGCCACCGUGGAGCGCCUCACGGACAGUGGCAUCGCAGCGGUGGGCGUGGGCUUCCCCGCCACGCCGCUAAACCAGGCACGGAUAAGGUUCUGCCUGUGCGCGUCGCACAGCCGCGCGCAGCUGGACGCGUGCCUGGCGGGCGUGCGGCGCGCCGCGGCCGAGCUGGGCCUGCGCUACUCGCGCCGCGCCUGA
Messenger RNA from Arctia plantaginis, 1635 nucleotides. NCBI's taxonomy places the organism in Eukaryota, Metazoa, Arthropoda, Insecta, Lepidoptera, Erebidae. The record is from the annotation of a GenBank genome assembly.